CGCAAUCGUCUUCUUCCUCUUCACAGUACCUUGGAUCUCUGAUUGGACCUUCAUUCCACGCUUGCUAGCAUUCUUCCCGACAACCAUUCACAGCACCAAGAAGCGUGUGCUAGUCAUCCUCCUUCCGGUCAGCAUGAAGAUCUGCCGAGCAAUCUUCAUUGUGCUCUUCACCAUUCACACCUACCACACUACUCACGGACCACCGCUGGACGAGGCUGACUUCUACAGGAACAUCGCUUUCUCAACAGCUUAUCCCCAGCUCGAAUGGAUCGCCACAAUUCUCGAUGAAGGCUACUGUACUGCUUUCCUGAUCGCUCAUCUCAUGCUUUUUAAGCGCGGACAUAUCCGUUCGCAAACACUUCUACAUGCCGUCCGCACGGUCAUUUUCGCCUCUGUCGCUACUUUUGCUCUACCCUUGGCCUUCUGCGUCACCACGAUCUCACUUCAGUAUGCACAUAUGGAUCCCAAAGUCACUAGGGACGCUUGGGUUGCUGCGGAGUUCGUUAUUGUUUUGGGGGCAUAUGCGAGUUGUCUUGCACCGACCAUUCGCAGCGAACAGCUAGCACAGAAGGCUCUGGCCCGGCAGCCAGUCACUACACCAGAAGGCAGCGACCUCCCACCACUUUUCACUCCCGGUCGAGACCUGGCUCGUCGACCUGGUGCGUCUCAACAGGGCAGCUUCCCGGCUAAAGAAGAGGUUUUUCCUAGCCCUCGAUGCCAUAAGAACAAUCGUGAUGAUCUCGAACUUGGCACCCUCAGUUUGAGUCACUUCAAGGAUAGCUCGCCCUCGUCACCCCCACGUCCAGGCUACUCGGAUGGUAUUGAGCUAAUGCACACCUCACCACAUGGCCGCUCAAGCUUUGACGAAGAGGGGCUGGCCACGCCUUCCAAAUGCAAAAGCAACGGUAUGGCCAUCUUGCUCAAGUCCAAUAGUCUGAGCUCGAUGAAUGACGGCCGGUUCAAUUCGACUCCGCAUCUGCUACCGACGCUAAUGCACGCCAACGAGCCCGACGUCAAGUUCCGCUUGGGCCCCAAUCUGCAGACGCACCCCGAUCCGUGUGCUAGCUCUCGCCGUCGUCUGGGCACACCCGACAAAAGUGUCACCUUCCACUUCCCCGCCAAGAAGUCGUCCCUGCCUUUGCUUGGUGAUCAGAGUGGCUCUGCCCAAAGUCAGAGCCAGCAGGUCAGACCCAAGAGCUCUGACGACAAGACACUGAAGGACCCAGAAGAGAAGUCCGAAGUAGUCGAAGAAAUCUGCCCCAAGGCGGUCAAUAUGUCCAAUGAGACUACAGAGGGUACUUCACGCCCUCUAGGCACGCCCAAAUCUCUCCGCACUACCAAGCAUGCCGAUGCCAAGUCCGGCGUUUGGCGCUCCACUCAGACGACCAUGCGCCCGUGGACUGCAUCAGGAGCCACAGGAGAACACAGUCAUGGCAUUUCCAGACUCGAGGGCCGGUCCAAGGUCAAGCAGUUCAAAGUUGGUACAGACUUCUCUUGGCAGCCGAAGAUAUCCUUGGACGCUGAGAUGCCCUUUGCCGGCAACUUCUUGUCUUCAAGCCCCUGUCGACACUCCGACUCAGAGCUCAGACAGACAUUGAGGAACGACAAGCAGCGUCCUACUCACACUUCGCCCUCUUCUGGCAGUAAGAAUAGCAAGACCUCCGACACUGGCCGAAGUCAUGCCUCGUCUGACCUCAAUAACCUUCUGUCUGGCACGACUGAGCUAACCGACUGGACUCAUGCACUCAACAGUGCCCUUCCUUCCAAUGCGGGCUCAGCAGCAAAUGUCUCUCCCACUUCUUCUUCUUGCCCCUCGUCUCAGUUGUCCCCUCCCAAUUCUUCAGCCGGCAUCAUCCGCAGGGGCAAGAUGCUAGCCAUUAACACCGCCAGAGCCAACAAGUUCCUGCUGCGACCAGGCAGCGCUUCCGGCGGUCCUGCCCGAGCAGGUCUGGACAGCAGUCUCCACUUCAAGCGACGCGGCGACAAGGAGUCUGGUGGAUACUCACCUACUACGAGCCACUGCCUCGUCCGAUGGGGAGGUAUCAGGGGCGCUGGACCGCCCUGUUUCGGACACAUUGAAAUCUCGAUGCAGCGAACGACGCGCAUCGACUAUGCUUGCGAGGAAGAGGAGCCUGAGCAGGCUUGUGGUGGCGAUCUUGGUGUUGCGACGGGUGGACGACGCGAGCACAUUGGCGGGCAGGACUGGACUACUGCCUCUGUCCAGAGGGAGAAGAGAGACGUGGAUAUCGAGUCGUGGUAGCGCCAUUCCUUUCAAGCUCGCAAGAUGUCACCCAACUUGACAUCUGAAACGAGAAGACGCUCAGGCAGGCCGGCGUCCGACUUUCAUUCUGUCAUCUCUCUCACCGUCACAGCCUACCGUACCUCAAGAAGUCAUCUGUUCUUUUCUUUCCCCACCACACCUGGUCGCGUCUGCCGUUCCAAAUGUGGAGACUUUGUCUGCUCGUUUCGAUUUUCUCUUCUCUCUGGUCACACAAUGAAAACGUCCCAUCAG
Molecule: messenger RNA, 2512 nt
Organism: Microstroma glucosiphilum
Lineage: Eukaryota; Fungi; Basidiomycota; Exobasidiomycetes; Microstromatales; Microstromataceae
Exons: 2
Coding region: 134-2260 (708 amino acids)
Source: RefSeq, a predicted model, not a curated record